AUGACAAGAGGAAGAGCCGUGACAUUUCUGACGGGUGUGAUUGAUGUGUUGUUGAGGGAGCGAUGGCAAACAGGAUCCCCAGACAGAGAGCGGAUUGCAGACAGACUGGUGCUGUGGAGUUCCCCUGCAGAGGAACUGAGUGUCCUGCUGCUGAUCGCCUCAAUAUCCUCCAGCCCCAAACAGCCCUCUGCAGCCAGGCACCUGUGGGCCGCUCUGAAGGCUCUGCCCAGGGCUGAGGCUGACACGGGGAGCAACGACCAACACAUCUCCGACUCAUCCCCGACACCCGCCAAGCAGUGA
Molecule: messenger RNA, 300 nt
Organism: Knipowitschia caucasica
Lineage: Eukaryota; Metazoa; Chordata; Actinopteri; Gobiiformes; Gobiidae
Source: the annotation of a GenBank genome assembly